AUGGCGCGAGGGCUGGGCAUCGCGAACACGGUGUUCGCGGCCACGGGUCGCGCAUCCGGGGGAGGCAAGAAGACCGCUAAGGUUGGCCCCCAACCAUCGUCAUCUCCCGGGAAUAACCGUCGCGGAGCAGGGCAAGGGGCGUCUUCGGGCGGCCGAGGAGGCGGAUCGCGGCCGCGGGGCAAGCCCGCACGUCUUCCCCCGCCGCCGCCCGUCGAUCCUGGCGUCGCGCCCGCGGGCAUGCGACGCAGGGUGAGCGUCAAGACCUCCACCAAGGGCGAGUCGCCUUUCGCCGAUCUCCGCGGGGGUGGCGCGCUGCUCUCGCCAGCCGCGCGCAAGGACCCCGCGCGCGCCGAGGAGGAGCGCAGGCGCCUGUGGGAGCGACUCGGCGCGUCCGCCACCGGCUCGGGGAACGCGCCCGCGGGGUUCGCGCACCUCCUCGACCCGGGCGCCAAAGCGAUGACGCAGGGAUCGGGCCGGGGCGAGGAGGGGACCAGGGCCCGGGGAUCGUCCCGCGCCGUCCUCCGAGUCGGGUACACGGCGCACAGGGAGAAGUUCGCGCGCGCGCUCAGGCUGGAGCUCGAGGAGGAGAUGGCGAGGGCCAAGGAGCGCCUGGAGACGUGGCCGGUCGACCGCAUCCGCCAGGAGGGCUACGCGCUCUUCGGGCUCCGAGCGAUGCACGAGGGGACGCUGCAAAAAGACGCCGUCGUCCGAGUCCUCGUCCCUCGACACCAAGUUGCCGGUUCGAAUGCCGCGCCGGACGUUCCCGCCGGUUCGAAUGCCGCGACAGCACCACCGACGCCCUCGUCCGUGGACAGGACGAGGAGGACCCUCGCGAUGGGCGCCGAGCUACCAUUUCACCGCUUCGCGCAGGGCGACAUGGUGACGCUGGUGGAAGGGGACGAGUGGGACGGGAACGGAAAGGGCGGAGUCCAGGGCGUGGUCGUGGAGCGGGCGAUGCACUUUUUGAAGGUGGCGGUGGACGAGGACGACGAGGCGGCGCUGCUGGACGCGCGUAAGCUCCGAAUGGAUCUCAGCGCCAACACCAUCACCCACGACAGGGCUCUCGCCGCGCUCGUCGCAUUCUCCGAACCCGGGGGCAUGCCCGGCCUCGCCGCCGCGCCGGGGGGUAAGCGUCUCAGCUCCACGGCGUACGCGCCGUUGCAGCGCGCGCUGAUCGGCAUCCCCGACGGAAACGGAACCCUGGAGGCCAUCGCGUGUGUGCCGCCGCCGUGGGGCGGGAAAGACGCGCUCGCGAAGACGCUGUCGCCCGCGCUCAAGCGCACGGACCACGCGAAACUCAACCCCUCGCAAGCCGCCGCGGUGAAGCGCGCGUUCGGCCGGACCCUGUCCGUGUGGCAGGGGCCGCCGGGUACGGGCAAGACGCGGACGCUGAUGAGCUUCAUCGAAGGGGCGGUCGAGCUCGCCAGGGCGCAGGGUGUGACGGGGGGGUCUAAGAAGACGGGGCCCAUCGUCUUAGCCUGCGCGGCGUCUAACGUCGCGGUUGAUAACAUCCUCGACGGGCUCGUCAGGGAACGCGAUACAGACGACGCUCAAGGGCUCAAGGGCCAAAGGGCGAAAGAAGGGCUCAAGGUUGUCCGACUCGGCUCCCCGGCGAAGGUCCAGCCCUGGCUCGAGAGUCACACCCUGGGCGCCCUCGCCGCGAAGACACCGAUUGGGAAAAAGGCGGCUUCGCUACGCGAGCAGGCGCGAGGCGAUUACUCCCCGCGCGGCGCCGCGGCGAGGCGGCAGGCGGCCGGGAUGGAGCGCGUCGCCUCCGAGCAG
This is a messenger RNA of Micromonas commoda, 1782 nucleotides long. RefSeq lists its product with no specific name. The record is from RefSeq and is a predicted model, not a curated record. The annotation marks the transcript as partial. The transcript has a single exon. Lineage: Eukaryota; Viridiplantae; Chlorophyta; Mamiellophyceae; Mamiellales; Mamiellaceae. Gene Ontology annotation, molecular function: 5'-3' DNA helicase activity.